Molecule: messenger RNA, 4145 nt
Organism: Pimephales promelas (fathead minnow)
Lineage: Eukaryota; Metazoa; Chordata; Actinopteri; Cypriniformes; Leuciscidae
Source: RefSeq, a predicted model, not a curated record
GCUUAAUUUGAUAACACUCCACCAGAACUUCCUGCUCUGCACCAUUUGUAUUUUCAUUUACGAUUAAUGAACAUGGGCACAAAAUGAGUUUUGAAGGUGUUUUAAAAACCAAACUGCUUCAGCAGGAGUGCCAUUUUACUUGGUCUCUGAAAGAAGAAGACUUUGUUCUCUGUGAUUUACUGAAUCGUCUGGAGGAACAGAUUCAGUUGGAGUUGGACGAGGCGAGAGUUACACGAUCCUACAGCAGCUUUGGAUUUGUUCAGUAUCUUUAUGGCAACCAUCAGGAAGCACUCGCAAAUCUGCAGAAAUCUGUGCAGCUCGCAAAGGAAUACUACAAAGACAGUGAUGAAGUUCUUAUUGUUACCUAUGGAGACCUUGCCUGGAUGCAUUAUCAUAUGAAUGAUUUUUCUGCAUGUCAAGAGUACUUGGGACAGUUAGAGAGGAUCCAUAGAACAUGUUCUGAAGGGCUCACUCCUACUGAGGUACUCAGAGAAAAGGGUUGGGCUUUUCUUAAAUUCUCUCACAAAUACUACCAUGCUGCAAAGGAAUGCUUUAGACAGGCCCUUGAAAUGAACCCUGAUGACAGUGAUUUAAAUACAGGCUAUGCUAUUGCCAUGUACCGCACGACUAAUGGGACCUCUGACCCCUCAGACUCUCCAACAAUAAAACAGCUCGAAAGAGCUAUAGAGCUUAAUCCAGAUGAUGGUGUACUAUUGGUGUUGCUAGCACUGAGAAUGCUGCAUAACAAAGAUGAUAAGAAGACGCUCAAAACUGCACAGCUAAAAAUGAUUAAGGCUCUGGUUAUUUCCCCUGAAAACCCACAUGUCACAAGAUAUGCUGCAAAAUUUUGUCGGCAAUUAGGAGACACGGACGCUGCCAUUUCUCUACUGGAAGAAGCCCUGCAGGCUACCCCAAACUCAGCCUUUAUACACCAUCAGUUAGCUAUGUGUUUCAAAAAAAAAAAUCUGGAAAUGAAAUAUAGGACACCUGGGAAAACAGAGUUUGAUGGUAAUGAAAAACAGCAAUACCUGGAGAAGUGCAUCUAUCAUCUGAAGAAGGCGAUUGCCCUAAAGCCCUCUUUCGUUAUUGCCAAGGCAGAUUUAGCACUGCAUUACGGACAACUGCAUGGAUGUGGCAACUUAAAAGCUGAGAGACUUUUUGAAGAAGCAUUUAAAAUGGCUAAUGAAAAGCAAGACCUGCAGAUAGUUCAUUGUGUUUAUGGUCAAUACCAGCUCUACAUCAAAAAAUCUGAAAAACUGGCCAUCUAUCAUUUCAUGCAAGGUCUGAGGCUGCAGCCGAAUUCAGAGCAAGGCAGGUCAUGUGAGGAGUACCUGAAGAAGGUGAUUGAACAUCGCAUUAAAAGGGUUAAAAACCCGAAUGACAGUGAGGUGUGUGCUAUACAAGGAUUCAUUCAUGAAGUGAAGAAUGAAAAACUCAAGGCUGAAGAGUUUUAUAAGAGAGUCCUAACAAGUGGGCUUGAUUUUGGUGAAAGCUGUCUUCUAACAGAGAGGAGGAUUUGGCUCAUGAGUUUCAGUGAAACAGAAAAAUCUGUUCUAAAGCUGAUUUUUGAUGGAGGAAGUUAUGAAGAAGUUGGCAGUGGUAGGCUUAAGAGUUUCAAAGGUUCAAUGAACAAAAAGAGUGUGCACUUGGUUGAUAUUGAUAUAUGCAAUGCCAAGAGGAUUCUUAGAUGGGAAAAUCUGACUCCUGGACCUCAUGCCAUUCUGCUCACAUUUCUUCUGCAUGAUGGCCAAUUCACAGACCAGACCAGAGAGAUUUUUGAAAAUUUAGAGUUUCUUGGAGAGAAAUUUUGGAAUCACGUCAUUGUGUUAUUUAUAGAGGGAGACUGUAGUAUAAACGAUUAUACUGGAUCUCAAAGAAGCGUAUUGGAGUGGCUUCAUGAAAAAUGUGGACACAAAACCUACAUCUGUGGCUCUGGACCAGACAUUGCAGAAAGGAUAGAGCUUUCAGAGAGGAUACAGAGGAUGAUCUGGGGAAAUAAAUCAAUGCAUCUGGUAUUACCAGAAAUUUCAGAUGGAGAUUCUCAGUCCCCUUCAGACAUUUUGAGGAACCUAGAUGUAAGAGAUUGUUUGUUCACUCCCGAGGUCAUCUUUCACGAGGGGCAAAGUAAAUACAGGUUACAGAGCAGCCAUGCAGGCUGGUUCCAUUGUGAGUUUACAAAGCUUGGUUUUUACAUGAAGGGGGAAGGGGAGGUGCUGUACAACACUGUUCUUCAGGACAGUGACUGUCCAAUCCCUGCCAACCAUUACCAAGCAGGACCCCUGUAUGAUAUCAAAUGUGUCCAGGGUGUGCUGUCUCAACUCAGUCUACCUCACUGUGAGACCUCCAUUGAGGAUGCCUACCACUUCAUGUCCGCUAUACAUUGCUCUGAUCAGAUUGUUGACAUUCUGAAACCUCAGAAUAUCACAAGCACACAUGUGACAGUGAGCAUCCCAGGAACAUCAAAGUUUUUACUUUUGAAAAUACAAAACUUGUUUACGGAUCAUUGGUUUGAGAUAUGCGGCCAAGUGAUGCUGUUCUACAUAAAGAAAGCACAUAAGCUGCAUGUGUUUCUAAAACCACGCAAUGUGGACCCCAGAGAAGUGAGAAAAUCUAAUAAAGAUUAUACACUAAUCCAGUCAGCUUGUGAAUGCAUGCUCACAUAUAACUGUGAAUACAGCAUGUCCUGUGAUCCCGUUGAGGAACAUGAACUUUCAGAGAGGCCAGUAUCAACAAUACAACCGUCGUGCACGAAGCUUCGUUACAAUAAGAAGGGGAAACCUUUCUAUCCAACAUUCGACAUAAAGUUACCAAAUGGCGUGAUGAAUGUGGGAUUACGCCUGAAAAAGAAAAAGCACAAGAAUGGAGAGUUUCAAGUUGAAUGGAGUCUUGACAUACCACUGGCAGACUAUACAGCAGAAAACAGUGGACUGACAUCAACUGAUGAGCCAGAAAACAGCGGACUGAACCAUUCACGCGAUGAGCGUGUUUCCUUUCUGCAAAUCAAUAGAAUAGCACUCAUCAAAAGGGUCAUAAAUGUUGAAGCUGUUAUAGAUGGCCUUGUUGGGAUCAUUGAAAGCGAACCGUUAAGUGAAAUCAAGGCAAUGUUAAUAUCUCAACAUAAAAUGAGGAGAAUCUUUGAGAUCAUAGAGAAACAAGGUGUUUCGUCACAACGGAAGUUUUUCAACUUGCUUUGUGAAGUCGAAAAGGCUCUUAUGGAAGACAUAAAACAGGAACCAGAAAACAACGAAAGCAACAAAUGCAUGUGAGAUGAACAACAGACUGUAAAUGUAAUAAUUUAUGUUCAAACUCCUGCUAUAACAUCUGUCAAAAUAUUUUAUAUUGUCAUUUAUCUGUGAACCUGACAGUCUUUUAAUAUUUUGGAGUGUAAUGCUACUGCUUUGAUGAUAGAAUUUCUAUUUUUGGGUGAAAUAUCCCUUUAUUUAGUCACACUCUUGUUUUUAUAAACCUGAAUGAGGUUAUUUGUUCUGCUGGACACAAAAGAAGAUAUUUUGCUGAAUUAUAUUUUGGCACCAUUGACUUCUAUAAGGGGAAAAUUUGGAAGUCAGUGGUGUCCCACCUAUUUGGUUGUCAAAAUUUCUCAAAAUAUUAUCAUUUGUGUUCAUCAAAAAGAAAGGUAUGCAGGUUUGGAACGAAUUAAGGAUGAGUAAAUUAUGACAGAAUUUAAUUUUUUAGGUGAACUGUCACUUUAUUGUGUAAUGUAGAUUGUGAUCAUGGGUUUGUUCAGGACAAUCACCUAUAUGAAUAAUUGCAAGUAAUUGAUUCAGAAGUAGAAGUGAAAUUUAGAAAUCCUAUUUUUCCUUCAAUAUAAAAAGGUGCUGGUGAUUUUUAAAAUAAUACACUUUUGAUAAAUCAUAUGUAUAUCAAGUUUGAAGGAACCUGCUGAGAGUGUGUUUUUAUAAGCAAUUUUGUUCAGCUAUUUUUGCAUUUGUAAUUGAAACACAACUGAUAUACCUGUUGUUGUUGUGGGGCAAUGUGGUUUAUUCAUUAAAUUAUUUUAAUUGGCUAAAUAUAAAAAAAGUUAUUCAAUGUUUAAUUCAUAAAGACAGAUGUCCCACUGUACUGAGGGUCCUCAAGCCAAUAAAUGGUGUGAUGAUUUUUUUUAAAUAAAUAUGUUUUAGCCUACC